AUGUUCCAAUCAUUACUUUAUUAGUUGAAAUUGAAGUUUAGAAUGAUAAAUCCAUGUAAAGAAAUUAAUUCAAAUUUUAGUUGACAUUAAAAAAGAAUUUAAAUUUUUGUCCAACACCCAAUAAUAAUGUACAUUGCAUUCUAAAGAAUAAUUAAAUCAAUCCACUUAUUUAAUGAGAUUUGGUAAUAUUUUUUGUAAUUUCACAUUUAGCUAUUCCACAAUAAGAUAAAUGUUUAGGUACUAGAAUUGGAUAAUAUAUUUCAUUGAAUGAUCCUAAAUUUGAUAUCAAUACUACUAGAUAUUAUUGUCCCAUAUCAAGAAUUGAUGAUGUAGGAAUGUUUGAUCUAUUGGUUCAUGCCAUUUAUGCAGAAAAUAAAAAUUUUUCUACUCACAUUACAACCUUAAAUGUAAUACAUAUAAUAAUCAUAGGAAGGUCACAUUCUCAAUAUUAAUGGGCCUUAUACUAAUUACAUUUAUCAUGGAUAUGGUGCCAUUGAAAUCCCUAAAUAUAAUAUCAAUUCAAAUUAUUAAUAUAUUGGUAUAGUUGCAGAGUCUUCAGCGAUUGCAGCUUUUUUCCAAGUUAUUACAAAUAUUUAUUUUAUGAUAGUUGAUAGAAGGCAUAGCUACCAAUGGCGACAAUACUCAUAUAGGUUUACUUUAUGUUGCUGACACUUUUGAGGAAUUAGUUUUGAUGGAAGAACUUAUUUGGUAUAUGGAAGUGAAAAAGAUAAAUGCUACAUUUAUGCUAAGAAAUGAAAAAGAGUUAAUUAAUAAGCUGUUUAGUGGUCCUAAGGGUUAAUUACAACCUAUUGUUUUACAAUAAUAUUUGCCAUAACCUAAUGAUCAAACAAUAAUUCUUGUAUGUGGUAGCAGGUAAAUAAUAUAAUGUAUUUUUAGGGCUUUUAAAAAGGAAACAAAAUAAUUAUUAGAAUAAAUCAAUCACCAAAAUAUAGCUAUUAUUUGA
Messenger RNA from Paramecium pentaurelia, 964 nucleotides. NCBI's taxonomy places the organism in Eukaryota, Ciliophora, Oligohymenophorea, Peniculida, Parameciidae. The record is from the annotation of a GenBank genome assembly.